Molecule: messenger RNA, 1362 nt
Organism: Phoenix dactylifera (date palm)
Lineage: Eukaryota; Viridiplantae; Streptophyta; Magnoliopsida; Arecales; Arecaceae
Source: RefSeq, a predicted model, not a curated record
AUGGCCGAUGAGAGCAUGACUAGUAAAAUAGCACAAACAGAUUCUAAAGUCCAGACCUUUCGCAUAGCCAUGAAUCCUAAAUUGCUUGAAGCAGCAAGAUCAGGAAACAAAAAUAUUCUGGAUGAGUUACUACGACCAAGAGCUGGAGCUUCGGUGGGGGAGACCGCACUAACAGUACGAGAGGAUGCUACAACACAAGAAGAUAUCAGCUGCAUCCUUGGAGUUACACAGGAGGGGAACACGGUUCUCCAUAUAGUUGCUAGCCGAGGACAUCUCGAGAUUGCCAAGAAGAUCUGUUGUAGAGAGAUCUCUCUUUUGGGAGUACCAAACACGAGGCUCGACACUCCAUUGCAUUGCGCUGCAAGGGCUGGGGAUGACAAGAUGGUCUCUCUCAUCAUCCAGUUUGCAAGGGAGGGUGAGAUCGAAGAAAGGAGAGUGCUGAGGGUGAGGAAUAGGGACGAGGCGAAUGCUUUGCAUGAGGCCGCCAAAUAUAACCAUGCGAGCAUGGCUAAAGUACUGAUGGAUGAGGAUGCCAAACUGGCAUCCAUGCUGAACGAAGCCGGCAUGUCUCCGCUCUAUCUGGCCAUCGCGACAGGAUCACUGGAUGUAGCCAAAGCCUUGCUAAAGUCUUCUUCCUGGGAGAAGCAUUCUCGAGCACCUUACGUAGGCCCUAACAAGAAAACGGUGUUGCAUGAAGCAGUCCUCCUGAGUCGAGGGAAGGCAAAAAGGAGCCACCCUGCUUUUACUGAAGAUUACGUGGUAGAAAUUACACGAGACUUAUUGGAUCGGGAGCCGACGCUCGCCAAUGUUGUCGAUUCCUCUGGGAGAAAUCCUCUUUAUUAUGUAGCUUUAGGUGGUCGACAUGAUACGGUGAAGCUAUUAUUAGAGCACGAUCGCUCUACAGCCUACCAACCUGAUGCCAAUGGCUCAUUUCCUAUACACAAGGCAGCUAGUAUGGGAAACGUUCGUAUACUUAAUCAGAUUUUAAAACAGGGCCCGGAUACAGACGAAUUAUUAGACGAGGAGGGAAAAAAUUUUCUUCAUGUCGCUUUCAAAAAGGGAAAGUUUGAUGUGGUCAAGAAAAUUAUCUCCAAGAGACCGGACCUGAGGAAGCUGUUAAAUGACCAGGAUAACGAGGGAAAUACGCCGUUACACACGGCUGUUAAAAACGGUGACCAAGGGUGCGUGCAUUUUCUUCUCCGGGACAAAACCGUAUGCGUCGACGUUCUCAACCACGACGGCUUCACCCCUCUCGACUUGGCUUACGGAAUGUUGGGUGAAGACCUGCAAUUCCGGACGGUAAAACUCUUAACGAUCUCGUGCAUGUUUUGCUUGCCAUACAUCACAAUUCACAAGCUGUAG